Messenger RNA from Cylicostephanus goldi, 537 nucleotides. The record is from the annotation of a GenBank genome assembly. NCBI's taxonomy places the organism in Eukaryota, Metazoa, Nematoda, Chromadorea, Rhabditida, Strongylidae.
AUGACUCAGCGGACUGAGGACGAGCAGAUGAAGCCGCUUGAGGCAGAUGGAGAGGCAAACCCUACCCAGACUGAGGAAAAACCGCCAGCCCAAGGUUUUGAGGGGUUCUCGUAUAACGAAGAUGUCAUGAAAUUCGAGCUGCCACCUUUGCCAGAUCCAUUACCCAAAUGUAAGGUCGCUCUUGAGAAGUUUGUAGUCCCAAAAGAGCGGAUGAUUGAAACUAUACAGAGCGAUCUGGUUCGACGUUCGUUCAUGCCGCUUCGCACUCACCCAGAUCCUAUGGUUGAGGCGUAUUUUGAAAAUGUCACAGAGACGGGAAAAUCGCGGCUUCCAUGGGAAAUUAUACGUCCAGCCUUUUUAUGGAAAAUCAAGUCUUGCAUGGAUGAAAUGGUACGAUGGCAUCGGCAACGCGAAGGGCCCGACUCGUUUGACCUCAGCGAAGGAUCCGAAAAUAAGAGAAUGUACGACUUCAUACUGAAUAAGGCUGCUAAGUUUGAGGCUGCUCCUUUCACCUGGCAGAGGUUUGUGAAUUGUUAG